CGAGCUUCCACACUAUGCACCUGUCGACAGACCACCGGCACCGCGUCGGCUUCAGCUUUGACGACAUCGAGGCGGCCAAGGCGUUCCAGGCGCAGCUGGAGACGCUGUGCGCCGAUCCGGCCAACAUCAGCCUGUCGGGGCCGGCGCAGAAGAAGCGCAGGAAGAAGAAGGUGGAGCGCUACGUGCGACCGCGCAAGGAGGACAUCUCGCAGCCGUGCUGCUUCCAGCACGUGACGAGCGUGGGCGCCUCGGACAUGGACCGUUUCUACACGCUGCAGAGUCUCGUGGGCGGCAAGCUGACGUGAGGGCGCUGGGCCGCUCGGUGCCAUAGUGACCGCUGACGGGUCGCGGGUCACGGGUCACGACGCCGGACGCGUGGGCCGGGCGGCGCGCCGCGGGCGGUGUUGUGAUGCACCCGGUGUUUUCGUCGCUCAGGCGGGGGGCGUGUUUUAGAGGCGGCACGCGCGUGAGAUGUGUUUGCCACCGGCGCUGCGUUCGAGUGUGAUCUGUGAAAGCCGUGAAAGCCGCCGGACUGACGCAGCCCGCAAGGUGCUGAGCGGUUUCGACACGGGAGACCUCUGUCGACCGGUGUGAGUGGCCGAGCCGCGCCGACUCACGCCGGCCCGAGAAACAGGCAGCGACAUUCGAGAGCGAUGUGGCUAGUUCUGUGCUCAUGUGGAGAUCUGCUCUGUUUCACAUAGAUCGACGACGAUGUGUUUUGCAGCAUGUUAAUGCACCGAGUGCGCGAUGCAACGAAUAUGUGAAAUGUGAACUAGUCAGACAAAGCUGUUCUGUUUGGCGAACAGUGUCGGCCACAGCUGGGCAGAAUGUGGCUACCUAAGCGAUGUAAAUAAGUUCCGGACUGGGACAAAAUCUGGCCGAUGCGAACAUUUUAGCUAAAUAUCUUGAACUGCUUCAAUACGGCAGGUGUUGUCAUCAUGUUCCCAUACUUAAGACAACCCCGAGCUCCCGUAAAUUCGUCAUAGGAUGGUAGGUACCCAUUGUGUUAUUUAUGCUGAAAGCAGUCUGACGUGUAUCUGUGAUUUGGAGUGUUUUAUGCGUCCGCUUAGCCCAAGUGACUUAUUGUCGUUUUUGUCGUAGGCUGCGACGCCGACCGAGUUAUUCGAGUCUAAUUUAUGCUGCUUUCCGUACGUGUGGCCAUUUAUCGCGAUGUCUCAAGCUGAAUACACGCAGGAUGUGUAAUUUAUGGGGGACAAUAUCCGAGGUCCGCCUCAGCCCCGUUACCCUCGGAGGGAGGCGACCGUAUCUGCGUCUCUUUUGUGAUCAAAUGAGCCGCCGCAAGAGGCUUUCUCCGAGAUAAGGUUACCGCUUCCGGGCUGUUGUUCAUCGCUUUGCAUGCGACCUGUGUGUCCCGAAAUGUGAGUCAUGCGCAGUGUGUUGACCAGUGUCACAGUGUCAACCGCCGUAGUGUCCACACGCACAGUGUCCAACGCCGUAGUGUCCACACGCACAGUGUACACUGCCGUAGUGUCCACACGCACAGUGUCCACCGCCGUAGUGUGCACUGGCACAGAGUCCAACGCCGUAGCGUCCACGUGCACAGUGUUCACCACUGCAGUGUCCACAACGCACUGCCCAAGGCCAUAGCGUCCACAUGCACAGUGUCCACUGCCGUAGUGUUCACACACGCAGUGUCCACCACCGGAAUGUCUACAGGCACCGUGUCCUCUUCUGCAGUGUGGCCCCAUGUGCCCAAUGCAGCGUUUCUCCGAUCACGGGGUAAUCGGCGUGACCAGCGGCCGCGAAGCGUUUCCUUUCAUUGGCUCCACCAACGCGCUACUAGCGAUCCUUUAUAGGCCUUCUUCGACUAUCAGGCAGCGCCAAAGGAGCGCCGGGGAGAACGAGAGAGAGCUGAACUUCGGCCAUUGAAGAGGACGCUUGACAAGGGAAAGGAUUGAUGCCAUGAUCCGGGAUUAUUUCGGCACUGCGAUGUGCCGUCAUUUCCCUCUUAAACUCCGAAACGUUCCAUGAAACGCGAUAAGCUUCCCUCAGCAGGCUUAAAACUUCGCAAGCGCUCGAAGAUCGCGUCUCGCAACGUGCAGCUCAACGGCCCACCGUAUGGUGCCUCAUGAGUAGCACCAGUAUGUCCGUGGUAGAAGCUGGAAGCACGCCGCGUGGCUACGUCUCGGGCUAGACUGCUGAAUCGCACGCAUAGGUCUAAAGCGAUUUCAAUG
This is a messenger RNA of Pollicipes pollicipes, 2195 nucleotides long. RefSeq lists its product as uncharacterized. Gene Ontology annotation, molecular function: DNA-binding transcription factor activity. Gene Ontology annotation, biological process: regulation of transcription by RNA polymerase II. The record is from RefSeq and is a predicted model, not a curated record. Lineage: Eukaryota; Metazoa; Arthropoda; Thecostraca; Pollicipedomorpha; Pollicipedidae.